Tetranychus urticae (two-spotted spider mite) is the source of this 608-nucleotide messenger RNA. Its product is annotated as mite group 2 allergen Lep d 2. The record is from RefSeq and is a predicted model, not a curated record. NCBI's taxonomy places the organism in Eukaryota, Metazoa, Arthropoda, Arachnida, Trombidiformes, Tetranychidae.
AAAGAGGAAUCAUUUUUUCGAUUGACACAGACACUGAAUCAGUUCAACAUUGAUUACUUAACUUUUCUCAAGUUUCAAACUAACAUCAAAAAUCAAAAAUGAUCCGAACAAUUGCCAUCGUCGCUUUAUUCCUUGCCUAUGCUCAAGCUCGAAACAUAACCUUUAGCAACUGCUCACCAAACGGAAAAAUCAACUUCGUCAAUGUCAUUCCUUGUGAAGCUGAACCAUGCACCUUUAAAACUGGAGAUGAGGUCCAUCUAAAUGGUCAAUACAAAACCAGCAUUGCUGCAUCCAAACCCACUUUAAAGGCUGAGAUCAAAGUUGAUGGUGAAUGGGUUGAGUAUCCUGAGGUUGAGUCCGAUGCUUGCAAAUACACCAGCUGUCCCAUCGAAGCUAAUGUUGCCUAUCCAUACGUUCUUGAUACAAAUGUUAUUGAUUGGCCUGAAUCAUUUGCCACUGAAAUGCGAUUCCGUUUGUUCGCCGAUGAUGGAAAAACUGAGCUUAUCUGUGGUUCAAACGCUAUCGUUGUAGUUAAAGCAUAAAUAGAACAUUUCUUGAAUUCAAUUUUUUGAUGAUUUCCUAAUAAACUAAUCGACUAUUAAUUGCAA